Messenger RNA from Ruditapes philippinarum (Manila clam), 451 nucleotides. Its product is annotated as sterol carrier protein 2-like. NCBI's taxonomy places the organism in Eukaryota, Metazoa, Mollusca, Bivalvia, Venerida, Veneridae. Gene Ontology annotation, molecular function: acyltransferase activity, transferring groups other than amino-acyl groups. The record is from RefSeq and is a predicted model, not a curated record.
UCCUAAUUGGGAUAUUCAUGACGUCACAAAUAUGGCUGCUCCCGGUGUAAACACAGAAAUGAGAAAAGUCUAUGUUGUUGGUGUCGGGAUGACAAAGUUUGAAAAACCUGGAAGGAGGGAAAACUUUGAUUAUCCUGAUAUGGCCAAAGAAGCAGGGAUAAAGGCAUUAGAAGAUGCUGGCAUUUCAUAUGAUGCUGUAGAACAAGCUUGUGUCGGGUAUGUCUAUGGUGAUUCAACUUGUGGACAGAGGGCAUUGUAUCAACUUGGCAUGACAGGCAUUCCUGUGUAUAAUGUAAACAAUAAUUGUGCCACUGGAUCCACAGCUCUUGUGAUGGCUAAACAGCUGAUCCAAGGAGGUAUGGCAGAUUGUGUAAUGGCUCUAGGAUUUGAGAAAAUGCAAAGGGGCUCACUAAAGGCAACAUAUGAAGACAGGGCCAAUCCUAUGGAGAAU